UCACCCGCCGACCUCACCUUCUCCUUCCUUCAUCCUCGAAUCUCCUCACCUGACCGACUAAAAAAUGCAGCGGUGGGCGUUCUUCUGAGCCCGCCGCCGCCGCCAUCGAUUUCACCCUUCUCCCUUCUACUUCGCGAAGAUUUUCCCCCUCCUCCCUCGCGAUUUCUACUCCCUCGCGAUUUCUUGCGAUUUCUGCUUCUCUCUGUGCAUCGAUAACGACUUGGAGAAAAGGACGACGACGGGUCCACAUUCCAAAGGGACCACAGCCAACAGAUCGCAUUCCCCACCAGCAACAAUGGACGACAUUGUUGAGCUUAUUCUGCGUCAUGGAGGCGCGAUGGAUAUGUCGGGGGGUGUUCCACAGUACGUUGGGGGGGUUGUCGAUGUCGUCAAUGUGAAUCGUGAUGUCUUGUCCUACUUCGAAUUGACGAAGACUUUGAUUGAAGAUUUGGAAUAUAUUUCCGUCGAGAGGCUAUGGUACUUGACACCUGGGGAAAGUAUGGCGACAGGAUUGCAUGAAAUUGUGUCGGAUGUGGAGGUUUUAACUGGGUUGCUGCCUUUGGUUGGAACUGGAGAUAUAAAGGUGUACUUUGAGGCAACAAGGGAUCUCGGAGAGCUGGGUUAUAUGGGAGACAAUUAUGGCCAUUUUCCUGAAGGGGAAGAUGCAUCUGGAGACAAUUCAGCUGCACCUGAGUUUGUUCGGCUAGAGGAUGAUGAUGCUCAGACAUCCGACGAGGAAUACCAUGAGAUAAGAGAUGAUUCUAGGAGAAGGAAUAGAAGAAUGAUAGCAGAUCUUGAUGGUGAAGGUAGUUCAGUGAAUCAAUUGUUUGCGUGGGAUGUCAACCAUCAUGCUGACUUUGCUUUGGAUAGUGCUAGUAUUGAGGGUGGAGCUGAAGCUGAAGCUGAAACUGUGGAGCUUGAUGAGAGUUUGUAAUUUGAUGAGAGUGUGGAGAUUGAUGAGGGUAUUGAAAGGGGUGCAGAACAAGUGAACGUGGAGGAGGAGAUCAAUGCCGAAGGAUCAGUUGAUACAGAGUAUAGGGCCUCUGAGGAUUCUGCCCAUGUUAGAGGGAACAUUGCUGAAGAUGAUGGUGAUACAAGCUUCGACAAGAGCUUGUGUUAUGAUCCCAAGUGUGAUCAUAACACUUUGAAGUUCAAAACACAUAUGCGGUUUUUAGAUGGUAAUCAAUUUAAAGUUCCUGUUAUGAAGAAUGCAAUUAAUAUGGGAGCUGAUAUUAGAUGGGUUAGGAGCAGUGCGACGAGGAAGGAAGAUGUGUGUGCACAAAGGGAAGAGUAUGGUUGCAUGUGGAAGGUUUAUGGUAGUUGGUUUCGUGGAAAAGAAGCAUUCAUGGUUAAAUAUUCUGGGCCAGAUCAUAUUUGCCCUCGAGCAAUUCGGAUUCGUGCGGCGGGUUAUAAGUGGAUUGCAUCUGAGUACCUGGAUGUUUUCCGUGUUAAUCAAGCAUGGAAUGUUAACUUAAUAGCAGCUGAAUUGAAGACCAAACACAAUCUCUACGUGUCUAACCAAACAUGUUAUAAGGCACGGCUCAAGGCUCGAAGACUGCUUUAUGGUUCGCUUACUGAGGAUUUCCACAAACUCAGAGACUAUAUUGGUCAUUUGCUGCGAGUUGACCGUAGAGGGUCAUUUCUGCU
Messenger RNA from Linum tenue, 1647 nucleotides. The record is from the annotation of a GenBank genome assembly. NCBI's taxonomy places the organism in Eukaryota, Viridiplantae, Streptophyta, Magnoliopsida, Malpighiales, Linaceae.